Odontomachus brunneus is the source of this 1379-nucleotide messenger RNA. RefSeq lists its product as uncharacterized. Lineage: Eukaryota; Metazoa; Arthropoda; Insecta; Hymenoptera; Formicidae. The transcript is spliced from 8 exons. The coding region runs from base 675 to 1247 and encodes 190 amino acids. The record is from RefSeq and is a predicted model, not a curated record.
GGAGAAACAAGGGUUUCUGACGAGGAACGAUGAAAUGAUACGCGACGGGCCAAUCAGAGCUCGCGAAUAAGGACGCGCGAAUGAAGAAACGGCGAGGCACGAAACGACCGUUUCUAAACGAAGGAACGAGUGGAAUAAGUAAGGCGUCGCGGAACGGGCAGGCGGCACUUCGUUUGCAUCGUGUCCGCGAAGGAUCUUCGGAUUUGGGCCAAAUCUUCACACGUACUCGCGAAUGGAUGCGUGCCCGCGAAUGCGUGCGUGCCUGGGUGCAUGCGUGCGUGCUUGUAGUCGCCGGGGCAGAGUGCACGAGCCGUGCAGCGGAGCUUACGAAGGCGCCGAGAUAUCCGCAAGUACGGCGGAGGACAAGGAGAGGUGAGACUGGAGGCAACGUUUGCCGAUUGGUCGGCGCCGUCCUCUUCGCAGCCAGUGACGAGAAUGGAGGCCAUCCGGACUCACUCCCACCGCGCCUAGUUUAUUCUUACCUUACCUUUCCAUUCCUUUCCUUUCCAUAAUCCUCACCGUCAGUGCGCAAUCCCCACCCCGCUCUAUCGCCGCCGCCACCUCCGCCGCCGCCACCUCCGUCGUCGCCACCACCGCCGCGACCACCCCGAUGACGAGGACCUGCUCCACGAUCGGCUCCAGGAUCGAGACACCGUCGAUACAUCGCCGAUGCAAUGGUGGCUUGUCAAGUUCCUGGAUGUGACAGAACUGACAUCAGAUGUAGCAGAGCUCGUGGUCGUACGACGAAUGCAGUUGCAGCAGAAUUCAAUUCAACUGGCACGGAAUCGGCACAAGGAUCUCCCAGAGCUUGCAGCCUGGUGAACAGCAUGCCUGGGGGUGCAGUUUCUGCGGAUGCCGUACCGGAGGAUCCGGUUCGGGCGGAGCAUGGUCGGCUCGAAGAUAUGCAGCAGAACAUGGUCGACUCUGAGAGUUUGAUCUCCCAGAGUUUGCAGCCAAAUGGUGGAUACGGUGCCUGGGGAUGCCGUACCGGAGGAUCCGGUUCGGGUCGAGCAGGGUCGGCUCGAAGAUCUGCAGCAGAAUGUGGCCGACUCUCAGUUCGAAAGAGCGGAUAUUCAUUCGUCGUUGGGCAGACCACAUUUCCACCGUUGCAAUCGGCGAGCGAGGGAAUGUGCAUCAACAGUGCGAUGCAAUGUCCAGAAUCUGCGGAGGCAGGUAGGCUCAAGACAUCCAAGAGUGGUGGAAUCAGCCAGGUGGGGGCCCGAUGGGCGGCACUUGGACGGCCCUAGUACCGCCACGGACUGUUUGGUCGACCAAUCGGAUCACAAUUGGGACAGUUGGCGGGCCCAAAAGUACAGGCCUCAACCGACGGAUAGCCUCUCCAGAUGGCUCUUACUACACGGAGUUUAAAGCUGUACAGU